GCCCCAGACACCCACAGCUAGCGCUUCUGCACUAGCUUGAGCAGUGCUCCCACCCUCUCCACGCACCACAAUACAACCUCGCGUGCUUGAGGAUCCGUCCAGAGCUCCAGGUAUAUAGCGAUCCAGUUAUCUUGCUCGGAAUCGCUGUAAUCCCGAUGAAAACGGCAUCGACUCCUGUUGCCCAACCGGCAGGCGGCACGAAACCCGUAUCGGCCGCUGGAAUUACACAGCAAGAAACACAACACGACCAACUGCAACAGACAACAACAACCGCAGAGGAAUACAAUGGUGAAGGCAUGACCACGCUCUGGCCCGACAGCCGAUGCUACCUGCGCAACCUCGUGCUAGGUCGCGAAUGCCGCAACGUGUUCAACCUCGAGCCCAACACAAUUUUUCUCAACCAGAACGCUUACGGCGUGGCUCCCAAGCCCGUAAUGCAAGCACAGGCUCACUUUGUUAACAAGAUGGAGAUGAACCCCGACCGCUUCAUGCGCCGCGAGGUGCCCGUGAUGCUACGUCAGGCGGCGUCGCACCUCGCUCGCUUUAUCCACGCCGACGCAGAAGACCUUGUCUUCGUGACCAACGCUACGACUGGUAUGAAUGCCGUGCUGCAAUCGCUGGACUUGCAGAAUGACGACGAAGUCUUGUGUCUCAACCUCACAUACUCGGCGGUGCUCAACACGCUGCGCCAUCUUUGUUACUGCACGCAGGAGUUUGUCGAGCUCAAAGUGGUGGACGUUGUGCUGCCUAUAGAGAGCUACGACGCGUUAGUCCAGCAGGUAGCUGAUGCGAUCACGCCCAACACUCGACUGGCGGUGCUGGACCACAUUGCCAGCACCACCGGUUUCGUGCUGCCGUUGGAGAAGCUUAUCCCGAUUUUCCAUGCGCGGAAUAUUCCCGUGCUGGUGGACGGCGCCAGCGCACCCGGCCAGCUGCCGCUCAACCUCAACAAACUGGGUGCUGACUUCUACGUGGGUACAGCGUACAAAUGGCUAUUCAGCUGCAAGUCCUGUUCGUUCUUGCAUGUGGGCAAGUCAUACCAAAACACGGUACGCCCCGUAGUGACGUCUCUAGCGUACGGCCAGGGUUUUGUCGAAGAGUUCGCGAUCCAGGGCACGCGAGAUGAAGCCAACUUUCUCACAAUCGUGUCGUCACUGGACUUUUACGAAAGUGUGGGCGUGAGUCGCGUGUACGCGCACAACAAGUCGCUGAUCGACUGGGCUGGCGAGUACCUGGCCACGACGUGGAAGACGAACAUCUUGUUGCCGUCGUGGCAGCGCGCUCCGUUCGUAUGUAACGUGCGCAUUCCCGUGGAAUGGCCAACGAAUUCGGACAGUGCUCCACUGUCGCAUGACGAAGCGCUGCCUCUGUGCGACGCCAUCAUGGACUUCCUGGACGACCAAUACCGUAUCGUGGUGCGUGUGGUGCCAUUUCAAAAUCAGCUCUACGCACGCAUUAGUGCGCAGAUAUACAACGAGCGUAAGGACUACGAGCAGCUGGGCCAGGCAAUGCUGGAAGUGACGAACACACCAACUCUAGGCGACUAUCUCGCGCGGAUGCGAAUCUAA
Molecule: messenger RNA, 1568 nt
Organism: Phytophthora infestans T30-4
Lineage: Eukaryota; Oomycota; Peronosporomycetes; Peronosporales; Peronosporaceae
Exons: 2
Coding region: 156-1568 (470 amino acids)
Source: RefSeq, a predicted model, not a curated record